ACCAUAACUCUCAGAUUUCCUUCUUUUAUCUCUUUUUCUUUGUUUUUCCUAGACAAAGAAAAAAGUUAUUACAUCUUUUAACUAAUAAUAAUUUUUUUUUUAAAAAGAAAUCUUCGUUUCAGACAAAGACGACAACCUCGUCGACAGUGUUGUUGAGAACUGCCCGGAGCUUUAAACAUUCCUCGCGUCAAGACCAGGUUAGGGGCAAUCUCGAUUGUUGAAGAUCUUGCAUAUCUCAUGCGCCUAAAAUAUUAAAGUUCUGGCGUUUUACGUUUACAUUAGUAUAACCACUGUUUUUGAGAUCGAUCCUAUGAGAAGGCUCUUCAAUGGCGUCCUUAAACUCAGAGAAGAAAUGGAUUUUUCCUCUAGCAAUGGCUUCUCUCAUGUUCACAUUCCUUGUAGCUGCAUCCUUCAACAUGGGUCUCCUCUCUUCCGUGCGUUCCAUUAACUCCCUCAUAUUCUCCUCCAGUCUCUCGACCACUAACGAGACAAGAGCCGAAUUCGCAGAGUCAAAAGUCAAUAAGUCCACUCAUCCUCCUCCGGUGCAGCCUAGUCCUCCUCGCUUCGGUUAUCUAGUUUCAGGGUCAAGAGGUGACUUAGAGAGUCUAUGGAGAGUGUUAAGAACAUUGUACCAUCCGAGGAAUCAGUAUGUUGUUCAUCUCGAUCUUGAGUCUCCUGCUGAAGAGAGGCUUGAGCUGGCUAAACGUGUGAGGGAGGAUCCUGUUUUUAGUGACGUUGGGAAUGUUCACAUGAUCACAAAGGCUAACCUCGUUACAUAUCGAGGACCAACAAUGGUGGCCAAUACGCUCCACGCUUGCGCCAUUCUCUUAAAGCAGAGUAAAGAUUGGGAUUGGUUCAUUAAUCUCAGCGCCUCAGAUUAUCCUCUAGUCACCCAAGAUGAUCUGAUUGAUACAUUCUCGGGGUUGGACCGGAACCUCAACUUUAUCGACCACAGUAGUAAACUAGGCUGGAAAGAAGAUAAACGAGCAAAGCCUCUGAUCAUAGACCCGGGGCUUUACUCGACGAAAAAGUCUGAUGUCUUCUGGGUUACACCUCGCAGAACCAUGCCAACUGCAUUCAAACUAUUUACCGGUUCUGCUUGGAUGGUCUUAUCUAGGUCGUUCGUAGAAUAUUGCAUUUGGGGAUGGGACAAUCUUCCACGGACUCUUCUAAUGUAUUACACCAACUUCCUCUCCACACCAGAAGGAUAUUUCCACACUGUUAUUUGCAACGCACCAGAGUACUCUUCCACGGUGGUGAACCACGACCUGCAUUUCAUCUCCUGGGACCGCCCUCCCAAACAGCAUCCUCGGACGCUCAACAUAAAUGAUACAGAGAGGAUGAUUGCCAGUGGAACAGCGUUUGCCCGUAAGUUCAGACACAAUGAUCCUGCCUUGGAUAGGAUCGACAAAGAGCUGCUCGGUAGAGGUAGCGGGAACUUUACGCCGGGUGGUUGGUGUGCAGGGGAACCAAAAUGUUCGAGAGUUGGUAAUCCAUCAAAGAUCAAUCCCGGUCCUGGAUCUAACCGGCUUCGUGUGCUUGUUAACAGACUUGUUUUGGCAUCUAAAUUGACUCAACGGCAAUGUAGAUAGGCUUCAUAUGUUCAUGUUGAAUUAGUCCGUAUUAUACUUUCUGCAAACUGACAAACAUUGUUGAGAUUUGUCACUCUUUUCUAAGCCAAAAUAAUUACCCAAUUCACUUCUUCUCAUUACAUAGAAGCC
Molecule: messenger RNA, 1721 nt
Organism: Capsella rubella
Lineage: Eukaryota; Viridiplantae; Streptophyta; Magnoliopsida; Brassicales; Brassicaceae
Product: beta-glucuronosyltransferase GlcAT14A
Exons: 5
Coding region: 327-1592 (421 amino acids)
Cellular component (GO): membrane
Molecular function (GO): glucuronosyltransferase activity
Source: RefSeq, a predicted model, not a curated record